GAAAAUGAUAUAGAUUUUUUUUUUUUUUGACAGCCCAUGUAUUUCCCAUAAGAGAAAACGAAAGGAGAGUUACAAAAAUUAAUUUUUUAUAAUAUAAAAUUAUAUGAACAACAACAGGUUUUAAAAUUUCAAUAAUUAAAUAAAAUGUGUGAAAAACAUGAAAAAGUGAAUAGUGAACAACAACAAAGCACAAAACAUUGACUUGUCAUUAGCAGCGAGCAGCUUCUAAAUUGCAAUUUUGUUGAGAAGAUUAGGUCUACACAUUUUAACAACAAGACCAAAAGAAUCAACGAUUAAAAAUGGAAUCAGCAAGCAAUGCCGCUCAAAAACAAAAGUUCCAUAUCUGUGGUGUUAAUCAAUGCCAUCAAUAUCGAAGUCCCGGAAUUUCGAUGCACCGAAUACCAAAAAAAGUAUUGUCCAAUCGCAACGAACUCCUCAAAUGGAAGCAAAUUUUAAAGAUGGGAAAGCCUUUUCCAAAAAACUUCGUUAUUUGCAGCAGUCAUUUCAAAGAAGGCCAAAUUUUAAAAUCGCUUCCAAGAGGGAAAAGGUCACAUUCCUAUCUUGUGGAUACGGCUUUUCCUUCUUUAAAUUUACCAAAAUCAAUAAUAAUAACGAAGAUAGAAAACAACAAGCAAGACAGACUCGAACGUUUAAAGAAGAGACAUGAUGAAUUUUCUCGACAAAAUAGUUUAAAUGUUGAAAGAAGUAAAGUUCAAGAAGUCAGUUUAUCUAAAGACACCUCAGAAACGGUUAUAAUAAAUCAAAAUAAUGAAAUCAAUGAAUUCAAUACGAUUGGGAUUCAAUGUGAAGUAGAAGUUGCAGAUAAAGGUACUCAGGUGAGUGAAAAAGAAGACCUGCAUUUUUACUCGCUCCCAUUCGCCCUUGAUACCGAUGAAAAACUGAAUACAAUGACUGGGAUCCCAACCCUUGAUUUUCUUGAAAAACUUGUUCAGUUUUGCUUACUGGUUCGACCUUCAGUAGGAGAAAAGAAAAGAGGAAUGUGUGUCAAAAACAAAAUAAUUUUGUGUAUGUACAGAUUAAAAAACAACUCAACCAAUGCUCACAUAUCAAUUUUAUUUAAUCUUUCGUCAAAAACUGCAAAGACAUAUUUUACAAGCUACAUCCAACUGCUUUCUAAGGCCUUAAAGCCGUUCAUUUAUUGGCCAACAACUGAAGAGAAUCAAAAAAGCAUGCCCAAAUGUUUUGAAAAAUUUUCAAACGUAGUUACUGUGCUGGAUUGUACAGAGAUAAGAACUGUGCAAUUCCGUUGCCUGACUUGCAAAUGCUGCACUUACUCGCAUUAUAAAGGCACACACACUGUGAAAGUAAUGGUCGGAAUUACUCCAUCAGGAUUAGUUAACUUUAUUAGUCCUUCAGUAUCGGGAAGAACGUCUGACAAAGCAGUUUUUAAUUUAACCGGAUUAAUAAAGGUAUUGAAACCAGGUGAUGCAGUUAUGGUGGACAAAGGGUUCAUGAUUGGGAACGAACUAUUUCAAGCCGGAAUAGAAAUGAUACGUCCACAAUUCAUGAACCCUGAAAGAACGAGAGAUGAUGUUGAAAAAGAUCGACUUAUCGCGUCUGCAAGGGUGCAUGUAGAGAGACGUUUUGCGAGAAUCAAACAAUUCAAAAUGCUGUCUGAAAAAGUGACAGAAUCGAUGCUCCCAUAUUUUGAUGACAUCGUAACAGUUGUUUGUGCUAUUUCAAACUUGAGCUCGCCAAUACUUUCUGAUGAAAAGUUUUAAGCCCUCCAUGGAAUAAGAAAAGCCUUGUGUUAUUGUCAGUUCAACUUUAUAUAUUAUUAUACUAAAUAAUUUCAAUUUCUGAAGUGUAAAGCAGCUGAAGUGAAACGAAAAAUUUUAAAGUAUCCAAAGUCAACAGCGAACAUGUUAACGAAAAAAUACUAUCGGGUAUUGUAGCAAAGUAAAAAUAAUAAAAAUACAAAUAAAAAAAAUACAAAAACAUCAGAAAAUAAGUUUCAAAGCAAAAACAAAACAAAUUUAAUUUCGUUUAAGAUUUCGCAAACGAAAUUUUUUUAUGGAAAAUUUCGUUUCGCUUCAGCUGCGUAAGGGGCAUAAAUAAAAAAAAAAU
Episyrphus balteatus (marmalade hoverfly) is the source of this 2088-nucleotide messenger RNA. RefSeq lists its product as uncharacterized. Lineage: Eukaryota; Metazoa; Arthropoda; Insecta; Diptera; Syrphidae. The transcript is spliced from 6 exons. The coding region runs from base 300 to 1742 and encodes 480 amino acids. The record is from RefSeq and is a predicted model, not a curated record.